GCAAAACCACAGCCACAACCACCACGCCCCCUCUUAUCUAUAUAACAACAACCCUCUUGCUGCAACUAUCGCCCCCAAAACACACUUUUCUUCUCUCUCAAAGCAUCCUCCAGCUAUUUGGGAAACGAAGAAAGAUUGCUCUGAUUGUGGUGCGGUGCCGUUUGUAGACAGAAGAUAAGAAAAAGGAAAGGUUGGGAUUUGGGUUUGCGCGCAGGGGGUAAGACCCAGGAUCGACGCGUUGUAGACAUCACGGCUAUACACAGAGUUUCUCGGCCUCUCGUUCAUGUCCGGGCAGUACGACGAAAGGGUUGUGUGAUCGAGAGCAACCCUUCGCCGCACGGCGGGCGUGGCGCGUUGCCUUCUGAAGGCGGCAGCCCUUCCGACCUCCUCUUCCUUGCUGGUGGCGGUUCCUCUGCUUUCUCUAAGUCAUACUAGCUAUAUUAGUUUUAGGUCUAUUUUACGCAUUAAAGCCUAGCCUAAGGUUUUUUAUUUGUUAAGAGCGAUUAGAUCUCGGUUAAGCAGCGUUUGUUGUUGUUCUUGUUGUUCUUGUUGCUGUUGUUGUUGGGUUUUGUGUUUGGUGAUUUGAUUAAUUUUCUGAGAAAGAGCGAGCAAGAUGUUGAGGAUCAAGAGGGUUCCCACUGUUGUUUCGAAUUACCAGAAGGACGAGUCGGAAGAGGCUGCUCGCCGUGAAGGGGGCUGUGGUCGCAAUUGCCUCAACAAGUGUUGCAUUCAAGGGGCAAAGCUCCCUUUAUAUGCUUUUAAGCCGCUGAACAAGAUUGUUGGUGACAAGGCUUUGCCCGGACAUGAGAGCAGUCAGCCCCCUGUGGCCUUUCUGGAUUCACUGCUUCUUGGGGAGUGGGAGGAUCGCAUGCAGAAAGGGCUCUUUCGCUAUGAUGUCACUGCCUGUGAAACCAAGGUGAUUCCGGGUGGGUACGGUUUCAUUGCCCAGCUGAACGAAGGCCGCCAUCUUAAGAAGAGGCCAACUGAGUUCCGUGUUGAUAAGGUCCUCCAGCCCUUUGAUGGGAGCAAAUUCAACUUCACUAAAGUUGGGCAAGAAGAGGUUCUCUUCCAGUUUGAGCCGAGCGAAGAUGGUGAAGUCCAGUUCAUCCCAAAUGCCCCCAUUGAUGUUGAGAAUUCUCCAAGUGUUGUUGCCAUCAAUGUUAGUCCAAUUGAAUAUGGGCAUGUGCUUCUGAUACCUCGUAUUCUUGAGUGCCUGCCACAAAGGAUUGACCGUGACAGCUUCUUGCUUGCCCUUUACAUGGCAGCAGAAGCCGAGAGCCCAUACUUCAGGUUGGGUUACAACAGCCUGGGUGCAUUUGCCACCAUCAACCACCUUCACUUCCAGGCUUACUACUUGGCUGUGCCCUUUCCUAUUGAGAAGGCUCCCACCAAGAAGAUAACCACCUUGGAUGGUGGGGUGAAGAUCUCUAAGCUGUUGAAUUAUCCAGUCAGAGGUCUUAUAUUUGAAGGCGGAAAUUCUAUUGAAGAUUUGUCAAACACUGUUUCAGACGCCUGCAUUUGUCUUCAAGAUAACAACAUACCUUACAAUGUCCUCAUUGCUGAUUGUGGAAGGCGAAUCUUCCUUUUCCCACAGUGUUAUGCUGAGAAACAAGCUCUUGGGGAAGUGAAUGCUGAGCUUCUUGACACCCAAGUGAACCCAGCUGUGUGGGAGAUUAGUGGGCACAUGGUGCUGAAGAGGAAGAAGGACUAUGAAGAGGCAUCUGAGGAAAAUGCUUGGAGGCUCCUUGCAGAGGUCUCCCUCUCUGAAGAGAGAUUCCAAGAAGUGAGUGCUCUAAUUUUUGAAGCCAUUGCUUCUGUUGACAAUGGGAAUGGAAAUGCUACUCAGAGCUCUCUUGAGGAGCCGGAUGCCAAACCCAAGUCUCAUGAAGAAGUGGAUGCCAUCCACCCUGCUAUGGUUGCUGGGACAAAAGAAUGCCUAGUUCUGCAUUAAGAAUUAGGCUACGAUGACCUGGUCGUCGGUGUUUGGGUCUGAGUCAAUUAUUGCAGUUUGCUUUUUAAGUUUGUCCCUCUAUCUUAAUGAACAUAUGCUAGCAGUUGCCUAAAUAAAGAAAGGGUUUGCAUUUGUUGUUGCACCCUUUGUGUUUAUGUUUUCUGCAAAUUGGCUCUGUACCUUUCAGGUUUGUUUUGUGGGUUAUGUAAAAUAAUACUAUGUUGCUGUUUGCCGAAUUGAACUAAUGAAUGUUUAAUAUGUAUGUAUUUGGAGCUGCUUGCAGUUUAUUUGUUA
Messenger RNA from Corylus avellana, 2245 nucleotides. It is a transcript of the gene VTC5, whose product is annotated as GDP-L-galactose phosphorylase VITAMIN C DEFECTIVE 5 (VTC5). Gene Ontology annotation, biological process: glucose metabolic process. Gene Ontology annotation, cellular component: cytoplasm. Gene Ontology annotation, molecular function: GDP-D-glucose phosphorylase activity. NCBI's taxonomy places the organism in Eukaryota, Viridiplantae, Streptophyta, Magnoliopsida, Fagales, Betulaceae. The record is from RefSeq and is a predicted model, not a curated record.